Molecule: messenger RNA, 1377 nt
Organism: Symbiodinium sp. CCMP2456
Lineage: Eukaryota; Dinophyceae; Suessiales; Symbiodiniaceae
Source: the annotation of a GenBank genome assembly
AUGGGCCGGCAGUCUGUGCGUGUCUCGGAGCUUUCGACGCAUGAAAAUGCGGAACUGCGACGAGGUGGCUCGAUGAUGCAGGACAAAGAGCCCUUUGAAGACUCCAAGCGGCCGUGUCGGGAUGUGAUCUGGGCAAUCUUGUUCUACGCGGUGGCAGGAUUUCUGUGCUAUUGGUGCGCAUCUGGUAUCAUCGCCGCUACGGGAGGUGCCGACCAAGGACAGGUGGCGAAAGUCUCCGCCAAGCUCCAUGCGUACGAGAACAGCUUGUUCGCUGUGGGCUACGCCUUAGCUGCGGCAGGCAUGGUGGCGAUCGUGUUCUCCCUCGUCUUCUUGGAGCUUGCCAAAAGAUUUUCCGAGUUGGUUAUUUGGUGCGCGCUGCUGCUGGGGCCGACCGUCAUGAUCGUCGUGGGAGUCGUCAUGAUGGUCCCGGUGGAAGGCAAAUGGCCGAUGCCAGGCAUCAUCGGGGCCAUCAACUUUUCAGUUGGCUGCUGCUUAUUUGCGUGUGUGCUCUGCUGCUGGAAGGACUUGGUGCCUUUCUCUGCUGCACUUAUGAGGACGAUCAUCAAAGUCAUGGAGAUCCAUACGUCCAUGAUCUUCAUCUCCAUUUGGGGUUCCUUCCUGUCCUUCCUCUGGAGUUUGCUUUGUUGCAUGAGCCUCGUGGCUUUCUUCAUCCAUGAUGAAGAAGCCAUGGACAAGCUGACAAAGGGCAGGGCCUCCAGUUCGCCAGCGAAAGCCGGGUUCCUCUUCCUGUUCUUCUUCGUUCAGUACUGGGGUUUGAUAGUGGCAAUGGAUGCGGCCUACACGGCUUGCUGUGGUGUCUUCGGCCGCUGGUAUUUUCUCAAAGAUCGACGACCUGGAGACACCCCGGUCAUGAGCGCGAUCAAGGAUGCGUACACCACAUCCUUUGGGUCUAUCUGCCUCGGUGCCUUCAUCGUGGCCCUGAUCAGGGCACUGGAGGCUUUGGUCAGAACCUUGCGCCGGGAGGCUCAAGAGGAUGGAAACAUUGUCCUGUGCUUGCUCCUCUGCCUAGUGGAAUGCGUUGUAGAUUGUAUCGGCGACAUCAUGGAAUGGGUCUGCAGCUGGGCCUACGUGCAAUGCGCUCUUCGGGGCUUGUCGUUCUUCGAGGCGUGCAGUGCCACGUUCGCCCUGGCCGUGCAUGCAGGAGUGGACUCCAUCAUCUCGCGCAGUGUGCUUGGAACGGUCCCAAUACUGGGCGCGUUGCCGGCGGGUCUCUUUGCAGGUGGUGCUGGCUACUUCGUCUUUGGCGCGACGUCUGAAGAUGGCGCGCAAACGGGACACCAAUGGACAGUGGCAAUGAUCUGCAUGUGGCUUGGCCUGUGCACCGCCUGGGCCGCACUCAUGCCCCUCAAGAGUGGU